Messenger RNA from Rhodofomes roseus, 1839 nucleotides. RefSeq lists its product as uncharacterized. The coding region runs from base 1 to 1839 and encodes 612 amino acids. Lineage: Eukaryota; Fungi; Basidiomycota; Agaricomycetes; Polyporales; Fomitopsidaceae. The record is from RefSeq and is a predicted model, not a curated record. The transcript has 5 exons.
AUGAGCCACUCACGCGAGUUUGUCUUCCUCGAGAGAAUCAAACGCUACAAGAAGUGUCCCGAUUACCUGGUACCACGCAUGCCGAAGAUUAGAGUUCGACGUGCAGGCACAUCGAAGAAGUCACCUGAUAGUGACGACGUGAAGAAGACGAGGCGAGAACGCAAGAAGGAGGUCAACGAGGCAAUUGCAGAGGCUCAAGAUGCUAUGUGGGAACUUGCGGAGGCCAUGCAGACACGCUUCGGUGGAAAGAAGAAAGCUCCCUUCUAUUAUCACCUCAUCCUUCAGCGACCUCACGUUGCCCUUGACCGCCGAAGUAUCAACAAGUGGAAUGCCUUCGUCCAUGGAGAAUUGAAGCGACGUAACAACGAACUCGAACCUGGCACAGAAUUGUACCGGGUCAACGACCUCUCGAACGAACUCCGGGUGGAGUGGAACGCAAUGACAUCGCGUGAGAAAACAGAGGCGACGAAAGAAUAUGUGAAGGAGAUACAGGCGAUGCGCGACACGAAGACAUACGCGUCCCAAAACACCCAACUGGGUGCAUUUCACGACGCGCGACGGCACAUCGCUGCUGUCAUAAUGGAGCUACAAAACGUGAACGCGCGGACAGGGUUGCACUCAGUGCUCAUCACAGUACGCGGUGAGCCCGAUCAAUGGUCGAAACCCCACGUGUUCUACACGACCGAGGCGAUCGCCGAGUUCUUCAGCAUGUUCACAAAGAGCACGCUCAGUCAGAUUGCUACGCGGUUGGAAGCAUUUUUGAUAUCGGGUGUGGCAGGUGUCGUCUCAAACCAUAAGGAGCGCUGUCUCCAGGCGAAAAGUCAGCUCGCCAAACUUGUGCUUGAGAAGCUGAAUGCUGUGUCGAAGAAGCGCAUCCCUCAAAUGAAUUAUGUCAACUUCGACGAGGUCAUCACCCGCCCGUAUGGCAUUGUGCUGCGAGGCUACCCCCCGGGCGUCAAGUUCUGCUCACCAAGUAACUUAGGCAGUCUGCACGAGGUCGAGCUCGUGACGGCUUCGUGGCAGUCCGGCACGACGCACUGGUACAAGAUGAAAAAGUCGGAGCACAAGAAGUGGAAGAAGGCCCACCGUAACCCGGCAGAGUCCCACAAUGGCGCAUGCGAUGCAGAGGAUGAUGCCGCUGGUGAGUCCUCAGACGACGAGCCUUUGAUUCGCACCGUCGCGCAGCCUGCAGCGGGACCUGCAGACCCGACGCAAGCCGCCGGUACUACACCAACCACCUUGGCAUCUACAUCCACGCUUGGCACUGCCACCGUAUCGCCUUGCCCGCCGACAGCCACUGCAUCACCUUGCCCGCCGACGACCGCCUCGCCAAGCACUGACCUGCCGACGACCUCCGAUGUGAUACCUCCCACUCCGUCAAGUGCUUGCCCGCCGACAGCCUCGAUCACUCAACCUCCCACGCAAUCGAGCGCUGGCCUACCAACAGCCUCCAUUGUCCCACCUCCCCUGCCUCCGAGUCCCGAAGACGUGUCGCUGGCAGUGCCGAGCGCAAACGCAAGCGCUGGCGUGCAGGUCGACCGCCAAGCCAACCCACACGCGGAGCUGGACGUCGAGCAUGUAUUGGUGCAGUCAACGAUCGACAACCAGCCGCCACACUCUCCACCUACCUCUACAUCGCCGUUGCAGGUCGUCGGAGACAAGCGUCCUGCGGGUACGCCGGACAGUGCAGCUGGUCCAAGCAAGGCCCCGAAGAGAGCCAAAAAGGCGUUCUCGGGCUUUGUCCUGUCGCCCACAGAUGAGCAUGGCAACCCUGUGCCUGUUGUGAAGAAGCCUCGCGCUCGGAAGGGCUCUGGGAAGGGUGGCAAGGCUGGGAAGUAG